GGUAGUUUCCCUCCUAUAUAGUACAUAAAACUUCUGGGAAACCUUUUCUUGACGAUCGAGGACCCAGUCACGAUUCUCUUCUAAACAAUCUCGCCGCCGUCGCAGCCAUUUUUAGUGUUCAUUGAUGGCUGUGAAUUUUAUCUUACUCGCUCGUGUGGUGGUAUUGACGUUGAUUCUGAUUGUUCUAACCGGUAAUCAGAAUCAGGUACCGGUGGCUGAAGCAGUAUGGUUAACGAUUCCGGCUUCUGAAGCCAAGUGCGUGAUGGAGGAUAUCCAGAACAACGUCGUCGUAUUGGCCGAUUACUAUGUUAUUAACGAAACUGCACCCCACGAAACCCCAGGCAUCACUGUCCGGGUAACAUCACCAUUCGGGAACAAUCUUCACCAUAAGGAAAAUGUAACUUUCGGACAAUUUGCAUUUACAACCACGGAGCCUGGCAACUACUUGGCAUGCUUCUCGAUGGAUGGCAAUCAAGGUGAUGGAAGCUUAACUAUGAGCCUUGAUUGGAAAAUUGGAAUUGCUGCCAAGGACUGGGAAUCUGUUGCAAGGAAAGAUAAGAUUGAGGGUGUUGAACUUCACCUGACAAGACUUGAAGCAAUUGCGCAAGCCAUCCAUGUAAAUACACAGAGUCUUAUGAAACGGGAAUGGGAGAUGAGAGAAGUCAGUGAAAAGACUAAUGCUAGAGUGGUAUGGUUCAGUACCAUGUCUCUUGGUGUCUGCAUUCUGGUUUCGAUUUUGCAGGUUUGGCACUUGAAGCGCUACUUUCAGAAAAAGAAGCUCAUCUAAGUUUUACUUUCUAUAUUCUUCCUUUCCAGCGUAAAGCUGGCUGAAGGUUUAAAAGACUGAAAAGAUUGCACACCCUUACAAUUCUCACAAUAGUUCUUUUAUUGUUCUUGUUAUCUAUCUGGGUAGAGUGGUGGGAGGUAGUAUUCAGAUGAUUUUGAAAUCAUCUGAAUAGGAGAAAGAGGAAGACAGAGAAGUGAGACUGGAGGAUUGGCUGUAAACACUACUGUGACUUGAAAUACACUGAUUGCCAUCAAAAGUGUGGCUCUCCCAAAUGCUGGAGAAAGGAAAUAAUUGUUGAACUAGUUCUUUCAAUUGAAGUUUCUGGUCGAAUUCCAUUGGGAAAUGAUUUCUUA
This is a messenger RNA of Tripterygium wilfordii, 1140 nucleotides long. RefSeq names its product transmembrane emp24 domain-containing protein p24delta5-like. The transcript is spliced from 4 exons. Gene Ontology annotation, biological process: Golgi organization; intracellular protein transport; endoplasmic reticulum to Golgi vesicle-mediated transport. Gene Ontology annotation, cellular component: endoplasmic reticulum; COPII-coated ER to Golgi transport vesicle; endoplasmic reticulum-Golgi intermediate compartment. Bases 125 to 787 code for a protein of 220 amino acids. The record is from RefSeq and is a predicted model, not a curated record. Lineage: Eukaryota; Viridiplantae; Streptophyta; Magnoliopsida; Celastrales; Celastraceae.